This is a messenger RNA of Aphanomyces astaci, 585 nucleotides long. RefSeq lists its product as hypothetical. The record is from RefSeq and is a predicted model, not a curated record. The coding region runs from base 133 to 369 and encodes 78 amino acids. The transcript has a single exon. Lineage: Eukaryota; Oomycota; Saprolegniomycetes; Saprolegniales; Verrucalvaceae.
AUUAUUCUCAACAAUCUCCACCCACCAAUCAAAACCGACCCCCACGUGGGAGUGUGUGACCUCUGAAGAACGUGACUUUUUGUUUCGCUCGGUCCCGCGUCCGUCUUCUCCAUCGCUCCCUGCUUGGCCGCCAUGAUGAAGAAAUUGAACAAUCAGUCCAACCCACGUAAGCGUGACCGUGGCCUGUCCGUGAAGCGUACCGAGCCGAUGGCGUACUCGGCCAAGCGAGUCCCUCUCGCGUUGUCGACGAAACCCGCCGGUGGCGCGGGUUAUUUAUUGGCCAAAGGUCCCGACGGGACCCGUGGCUUCUACAGCCGCAGCCAAAAGUUGAGUGCGAAGGCUUACGAAUUCGUCCCGUCGUCGUAUUAAUGGCGGCACUGCUGCGAACAAGGUCUCCGAAUCCGAUCAGCAGCCAGAGGGCUCAAUCUCCACUACAACUGCACGUUGCAUGAUUCACUGAAAUACACGAAGCAAUCCAUCGAAACUUCGAAACAUGACCACGAGGUGUCGCUAGCCAGAUACAUGUCGUCCCACCUCCUCGACCACGCCUUCCUAUUCUAAAUACACACAAAUUGUACCUUGUCA